CUAUGGUCAUGGUGUUGAAGGUAUUAAAAACUUGGUUGCAUUAAACAUACAGAAUAGGAGUUCCGUCACUGCCCCCAUCCAAAACUUGGUUGCAUUAAACAUCUUUGUUGAGAUACUACAACAACAACACCAGCCACUUAAACUUGAUAAUAAAAAUGGCACUGCUACUACUACCGAUCCAAUCUUCGGUUCUUCUACACAAACCCUCAUUUCAUCUACCCUCCCAAGCUAAAACCAGAUUCGUUGUAAAAGCAACUGAAUCCUCUUCUUCAUCAUCAGAAUCAGAAGCAAAACCUGAACAAGAUAGUUCUUCUUCAGUUUUAACAUCAUCACCCAAAAGUACUAACAAAACAGGUCUUGGAUUUGGUUCUUCAUCAUCUUCUUCAAAUGAAACUAAUAAGAAAAAACCAGGUAAAAAUAGAGAAAGGGCAGCUGUAAUUCGUCGAACACCAUUGCAAAAACCAAGCUAUUUGUCAGAUAAGAAUAAGAAAGAAAAACAGGUUUCAGUAGAGCAGGGUGGGAUUGAAGGUGCUUUUGUUCUUACAUGGUUGGGUCUUGGUUCUCUCAUAAUUAUUGAAGGACUUACUCUUUCUGGAUCAGGAUUCUUACCAGAGGACUGGGAUAAAUUUAUAGUGAAGUAUGUGUAUCCAGUUUUCACCCCAACAGUCUUACUGUUCUUGGCUGGAAGUGUUGUAUAUGGAGUCGUGAAAUACUUCCAAAGUGAGGAAUCAAAAAAAGAAUAAAUUGGUUUUGCUGCGGGAUCUAGUUUCAUUCAACGGUUGCAGGCCAACACCGAGGGUCAAUGUCUGAGUAAAUAUCUGGUAUUAAUCAUACCUUUUUAACUUUAUUUUCUGUACCGAGAUAAAUGAAAUCUGUAUAAUGAUGACAUAAUAAAUAUAGAAUGAGUAAUUUUCUGAAAAUGAAACACCAACUCAGCUGUUCAA
This is a messenger RNA of Papaver somniferum (opium poppy), 944 nucleotides long. Its product is annotated as protein LOW PSII ACCUMULATION 2, chloroplastic-like. Gene Ontology annotation, cellular component: chloroplast. Lineage: Eukaryota; Viridiplantae; Streptophyta; Magnoliopsida; Ranunculales; Papaveraceae. Bases 156 to 743 code for a protein of 195 amino acids. The record is from RefSeq and is a predicted model, not a curated record. The transcript is spliced from 2 exons.